AUGGUGCCUAAAGUUGGGGUUGGAGUGUUUGUACUCAAUGCCGCGGGCCAGUUCAUACUAGGCAAACGCAAGGGAAGCAUUGGCGCAGAUACAUGGGCCUUAGCAGGAGGUAACCUUGAAUUUGGGGAAUCCUUCCAGACUUGUGCAAAAAGAGAAGUCUUCGAAGAAACAGGUCUUCAGAUCCACAAUUUAAAAUUCUUAACUGCUACGAAUCAUGUUAUGGCCGAUAAACAUUACGUUACUGUGUUUAUGGUAGGUGUCGUUAGUGACCCUAAUACUCAGCCACAGUCUAAGAUUAUGGAGCCAGAAAAAUGUACUGCGUGGGAGUGGAUAACAUGGGAUGAGCUUCGGGCUGAAGGAGAGGCUCAGAUGAGUUCGAGCAAUCACAAAGGGCGAGUCCUCUUUGAGCCUCUUAUAAAUCUAUUUCAACAGCGCCCUGAUCUGAGGGUAUAA
Penicillium taxi is the source of this 453-nucleotide messenger RNA. RefSeq names its product nucleotide triphosphate diphosphatase NUDT15. Lineage: Eukaryota; Fungi; Ascomycota; Eurotiomycetes; Eurotiales; Aspergillaceae. The transcript is spliced from 3 exons. The record is from RefSeq and is a predicted model, not a curated record. Gene Ontology annotation, molecular function: 8-oxo-7,8-dihydrodeoxyguanosine triphosphate pyrophosphatase activity. Bases 1 to 453 code for a protein of 150 amino acids. Gene Ontology annotation, biological process: dGTP catabolic process. Gene Ontology annotation, cellular component: cytosol.